Annulohypoxylon truncatum is the source of this 4615-nucleotide messenger RNA. RefSeq lists its product as uncharacterized. The record is from RefSeq and is a predicted model, not a curated record. NCBI's taxonomy places the organism in Eukaryota, Fungi, Ascomycota, Sordariomycetes, Xylariales, Hypoxylaceae. The transcript has 3 exons. The coding region runs from base 543 to 4100 and encodes 1185 amino acids.
AGCCAAUAGACGGUACGUACUUUGGAGAUUGUACCUGCCUACCUGAGAUUUCGACGUAGGAAAAGCCAGAAGUUUAGAACUUUAGAACUCUAGAUUCAGAAACGCCAACAACCAAAUUAUUGCUGAUUACACCGAAGCCUCCUUGAAUCAACAAACAACCUUCUCACGGUGAUCAGCCACCGCUCCGGAUAUUAUUCCGCUUGACCUUCAACAUAUUUACGUGGCUACAGCAGAGAGAAUACCCUAGAAUAAAACUUGCCGCAUCUGCUGAGGAUUCGGACCCGUCGCCAAUUUCCCACCUUGGAGAGGGGCACCGACGGCGAACUUGGCUUCGCCAAACAAAGCACCGCUACUCAUCCAGCCAAUAGACCUCCGUGCAAUCUGCUUUCUGGCAUUGAACCUACCCAUAGGACGAAGUGACUUUUGAUAUCGAGCUAUUUGACGUGGAGUUUCUCCUGGUAGUAGAUCGCACAUGACUCCGUCGACUAUAUUCGCGUCAUAAAUCACCUCCCUUUAGAUACCCUUUCGGACACCUAGGUAGGAUGCCUGCGAAAAACAACAACCGACAACCAGCCGCACAGGCUCCUACGCCGGCUGCUCCCAAGGCUACCGCUAAAUACACGAACAAGGACGGAACAAAGUACAUUUCCGUUCCCAAAUCCUCGGCGUCUACCCCCCCUGCCCAGCCGUCUCCGACAACCACGUCAUCCUCAAGAGGAGGUGCCCCGACUAACCCCCCGCCCGUCGUCGAUGUGCCUCCCGCGCAGCCCGUAAACCGCAAGAAACAGAAACGGCGAGCGAAAGCUGCUGCUAAGGCUGCUGCCGAGCAAGCUGAAGCAGCCGCCAACGGACUCCCCAGUCCAGCCUCCACAAGCAGCGCGGCGCUACCUGCUAUACCCGAGUCGCAGAGGAACGAUGUGCAUGAUUCCCACAAUGCUUUGCUAAACGAUGUCCACCUAUCUCAUAAUCAUACCCACAAUGGCGAAGAUUGGGGAGAGGAAACAGAGAGCGAUGAUGGCCACGAUGAUCUCAACCAAAGCAUGAACGGAUCCAUGCAAAAAUCCAAGAAGUCCAAGAAAAAGAAGAAGAAGGCAUUAGGUGAAGAGACGAUCCAUGCCAACCACUCCGGUAUAUCCAAAGAGAAAAUAUGGAACACGUCUGGCCCAGAAGAGCGUGAACGAAUAAAGCAAUUCUGGUUAGGUUUGGGCGAAGACGAACGUAAAUCUUUAGUGAAGGUGGAGAAAGAUGCUGUUCUCAAGAAGAUGAAGGAGCAACAGAAACACACAUGUAGUUGCACCGUCUGUGGGCGCAAGCGAACAGCGAUUGAGGAAGAAUUGGAAGGUCUUUACGAUGCUUAUUAUCAAGAGCUAGAAUCAUUUGCGAAUCAGCCUCAUAACCACCCGAAUGCGCCGCCUAUGUUUUCGCCUAAAAGGUUUGGACCCAUGACUGGUCUACAUCCUCCUGGGGCCCUACCGACCCGAUACCCGAGCCAUCCUCAAUCUCACAGCCGCAUUGUAGAGCAUGUGGACGACGGCGAGGAUGACGAGGAUGAUUUGGAGGAGGGGUAUAGCGACGUCGAGGGUUUGGACGAUGAGGAGGACGAAGACGAACCAGAGGAGAUACCUCGCGACCCGUAUCCCAAUGAUUUCUUCAAUUUCGGCCAAAGUCUCACGGUCAAAGGCGGUAUUCUUACUGUAGCAGACGAUCUACUCAAAAAUGAUGGCAAGAAAUUCAUUGAGAUGAUGGAACAGCUAGCCGAGAGGAGAAUGGCCCGCGAGGAGGACUCCAAGGAACACUAUGCCGGAAGUUAUGGUCACAGCGUUAAUGGCGCCUCUAUACCUAAUCCUCAUAACCACCCUCCUCCAGAAGAUGACGACUUCGAGGAAGACGAAGAGGAAGAGGAGGACUAUGACACCCAGGACGAGGAUUACGAGGAGGAAGAGGAUACCAUGACAGAAGAGCAGCGCAUGGAAGAGGGCCGUCGAAUGUUUCAGAUAUUUGCUGCGCGCAUGUUCGAGCAAAGAGUCUUGACGGCAUACCGAGAGAAAGUCGCCAGAGAACGACAGGAGAAACUCCUCGAAGAGCUCGAACAGGAAGAGACACAGAAGUCUCAACAAAAGGCCAAGAAGGCAAAGGAAGCUCAGAAGCGAAAAGACAAGGCGGCCCAAAAGAAGCAACAGCAGCUUGAGGAAAAGGCUAAGCGGGAUGCUGCCAAAGCGGCAGAGGAUGCGGCCCGCUUACAAGAGGAGGCUAGAAAACUCGAGGAAGCCAGAAUCAAGGCUGAAGAAAAGCGCAAGAAGAGGGACGCGCAGAAGAAGGCCGAGGAAGAGGAACGGGUGAAAAAGGAGCAGGAACGACAGCGACGCGCUCAAGAGCAAAAGGAUAAGCAACUGGAGCUGGAGCGAAAAGCCCGUGAAGCGAAAGAGCGUGAGAAAAAGGUCAAGGAUGAGCAACGACGCAAAGAACAAGAGGCGCGCGAACAGAAGGAACGCGAGACUCGAGAAAGGAGAGAGAAGCAUGAGAAAGAUAAGCGGGAUAAGGAAUUGAGAGCGGCUCAGGCUAAGGCGGAACGGGAUGCCAAGGAAAAAUCAAAGCAGGAAGAAAAGGAAAAAGCGACAGCUAAGGUCGCGACUCCUGUUGCACCUAUUCCGACGCAACCGGCAAAGAAGCAGCAUCCAAUCUCGAUUCCCGCAAUUCCUCAUCAACAUCCGACUAAUCAUCCGUCUCCUCAGAUCGCCGUUGCGACACCUGCUCUACCUAAGGCUCCGACGCCCAUAAAACCUCGGUCCACUUCUCAAGAAGUAACAAGAUCGGUUUCACAGGCUUCCCAUUCCGCUUCUGUUCCCAGCCAAAAUGCGUCGCCGCACACGUUGACUCCGUUGCAUACUAGUCCCGGUCCUAUAGGUCCCCCGAGGAAGACGUCUAACGGACCAAUCGGUGGAGGACCCCCGACCAUUCAGCCGGCAUCUCCUCUGCAUGCAGGCGUUAAGAGUCCACCUGGUUCGCAUCAGACGCCGUUCAACAUGGGGCUGCCAAUGGGAAUACAGUAUCCACCUGGAAUCCUGCCGCCACAAUUUCCUCCAGGCUUCAAUCGGAUGGAUCCUAUGUACCCACCACCCCCUGUAAACUUUCGCCCCAUGGGGAUGCCAGCACCGCCGGGUUUUUCUGCGCCUAGUCCUAUGGGUGGCCGGGCCUUCCCAAUGCCACCACAUGCGCCGCCUGGAUUUCAUCAACCCUCAGAACAGCCUCUUCCCGGUAUGCAUCAUCAAGGCUUCUCUCCAGAGAGUGCCUCAGGACAGCCUUCAUCGCAUUCGCGCCAAGCGUCCGCCUCAUUUGAUGCGAAUCCCCUGCCGGGCGGCCCCUCUCAGCCGAUCAGCAGACCAGCGCCUAUUGGUAGACCUGGAAGCGUUGUUCAUGGGCAAAGGAGCCAUGACCUAUCCGCCGAUAUCGACGAUGUAAGUAAUCAUCUCGGCAGCAGUGCUUUGCUCGAUGAUACAGACGAACCUUUUGGUGGCGUCGGCUCUAACCGCCGAGGUACUGCCCCCCCUGGGGCUCGGCCUCCGUUUCCAAGUGCGCCUUUCAUAGACCCUUUCGUCGGCUCGCCAUUGAACACGUGGGGCCAUUCGAGUGUGUUUUCCCCGCCUCCCGGAUUUGCUAACCCAGCGUGGCCCCCGAACCCCACGUUCGCUCCAGCUCCCGGCAUGCGCACCUCCCAGCCUCGAUCCGUUUCCAUUCGUCAGAUGCUCGUGAGCUCGUGCAAGGAUUUGGAAACCCACGCCGCAGAUCCAGACGGAUAUAUAGACUUACCUGCUAUCAAGGCCCAUGUUAGCUCCCUUAGUCUACCAGGACAAGAACCGGUUUCUGAAGCGGAGUUGUUGGACAUGUGUGAGACCGAAGGCAACCCCCAGAACGGAGGUGGAAGUUUCGAUAUCCGACGCGACAAUGAUGGUAACGUCACUGCUGUCCGGUUCGACGCUGAUGGAGGGUCAGCUCCGGCCCCGUUCACCCGAAGUGUGGGAGCACCUGGUGCCGGCGGAAUUGGUAGCCCGGUCGUAAGUACCAGCUCGCCUAAUCACGCCGCCCCAAUCCCGAGAGCUUAGGGGCCCUCUAAGGUUUACUCCUAUACUGGGCAGUAAUUGCUGGGUUUCGCUGGCCACUAGCAGAAGGGAGGAAACGUUCGACGUAGAGGUUAGGAUCAUCUUGGGAUUACUCUUUGCUCUGCGCGUAAAAGUCGGGGGUGAGUCCGCACUUCUUCGCCAGAGUUGUUUUUUUCUCAUGUACCUUUUUUUGUUGGAGUCACUGAGCCGUCGAUGGGUGAGCACUCGACAGGCCACCACCACCACUUGUAACCUACUCUACUAGUCUUCUAGCUCGGCUACACAUCUUUCUUCCCCCCCUUUUUGGGGGGUUAGCCGUCGAGUCAUUCUACUACAUCACACCCUAUGCCUAUGUCUUUAGGACAUGCGCGCACGAGAGAGAGGUGAGGCGGGGAAAAGGGAUGUGUAUUCUCCUCUUCACUGCUCUCGUAAACAAAUCAGACACACACCCUGAGUUUAGGACCGUUUGAGCAAAGGUCAUUAUUAUGAAUGGGAAAUCCUCGUUGAGCAUCCGUAAU